GCUCGAAAUAGGCAUGGUCACAUUUGGAGGAAGAUCCGACGAAUAGUGAUGACGAUGCAUGUACAUGUGUGUGGCAGUGCCGUCGAUGCAGAGUUCCAACAGGUGAAGGCUGUGCUUGAGGGUCUCUCGGCUGUGCAUGACAACAUGCAUGUCCACGUGACGGAGGGAAACUCCUCGCUUCAGAUCCAAGUGACCACGGCUCCGCCUGGGCCAACAUCCACCGUCACGUCCCUCCAAGAUCUGCUUCCUUUGCUUCGGACCCAUGUGUCUUUCGUGACUCCAUCGACUAGUCCUCCACCUUUAUUCCCCUCCGCUGGUACACCAAACGGCGCACUGCGUCUCUUUAUCGGCGGCGACCGAUCUCAAGUCGGGAAAUCCACAGUCUGUCUUGGCAUCCUCGGCGCCCUCCUGCAACUCGGCUAUCAUCCGAGCGAGCUCGCGUACAUCAAACCUGCGACCCAGUGCGAAGAACCUCAGCUUGUCGCACGCUUCUGCGAGCACUAUGGCAUCGCAGCUCAACCCAUCGGCCCAGUCGUGUUCUAUGCGGGGUUCACACGUGCAUUCCUGGACCAGCCCGACCCCGCGCGCGCCUCCCUCGACCUCCUCCGCCAAGUCGUCCAUGCCGUUGAUGCCAUCUCCGUCGGCAAGCGCAUCGUUAUCAUCGACGGCGUCGGGUAUCCCGCCGUCGGGUCCAUCUGUGGCGUGUCCAAUGCCGACAUUGCCGCCGCGCUGCAACCCAUCUCGGUCCUCCUUGUAGGCAAAAAGGGCGUCGGCGAUGCGGUGGAUUCGUUCAACUUGAACGCGACGUAUUUCAGCUCUCGCCACGUGCGUGUCCUCGGUGGCAUCUUCAAUCGACUCCCAGCCCACGGGUACUACAGCUUGGACCAGUGCAAGGCGGCUGUGACUACGUAUUUCGCCAAAAUGUCCAAUUUGGAUGGCUACAAAGCGUACGGGUUCGUUCCAGAACUCGAUCCAACUACUUCUGCCAUCUCCCCCCCAGACGAAUGGCAUGCAAUUGUACACGCCAUGAUGCAACAUGUGGACGUCCGCGGCAUCGUGGCCGAUGCUUCCGCGCAAGCUACACGGAAACGUCGGCGAUUUGGGAAAUUACACGACGAUCAGUAUGAUGAUGUGACGAUGCACAUUGCAGAGCCCAUUGAGUUGGACACGUUCAAAAAGCCGAGAAAUGAGCUGACGAUUCAGUGGAAGGCGGCCGCGCAAGCCGCCGCGAGGCACAUGGGCGCGCCGUCCUCUGCAUGACGAGCAGCGUCAUCGCAUUAAGCGAAGGUAGACUAAAUUGACUGGUGACCAAGGAAGCGUAAUGACGUGGCGCGUUAAAACACAAGAAAGGCGCGCCAUUGACACGAACAACAGUCGGACCACCAAAACACACACUAAUAGCCGUUUGAACGUAAUUCAAAUAUAUAAUAUAUAUAUAUGUAGUCGA
Molecule: messenger RNA, 1447 nt
Organism: Aphanomyces astaci
Lineage: Eukaryota; Oomycota; Saprolegniomycetes; Saprolegniales; Verrucalvaceae
Exons: 4
Coding region: 49-1260 (403 amino acids)
Source: RefSeq, a predicted model, not a curated record